CCGGCGGGGCUCGCAGCGCGCCCCGCGUCCCAUGGAUAUAGCAACAGGUCCCGAAUCGCUGGAGAGGUGCUUCCCCCGCGGGCAGACGGACUGCGCUAAGAUGUUGGACGGCAUCAAGAUGGAGGAGCACGCCCUGCGCCCCGGGCCCGCCACUCUAGGGGUGCUGCUGGGCUCCGACUGCCCGCAUCCCGCCGUCUGCGAGGGCUGCCAGCGGCCCAUCUCCGACCGCUUCCUGAUGCGAGUCAACGAGUCGUCCUGGCACGAGGAGUGUUUGCAGUGCGCGGCGUGUCAGCAAGCCCUCACCACCAGCUGCUACUUCCGGGAUCGGAAACUGUACUGCAAACAAGACUACCAACAGCUCUUCGCGGCCAAGUGCAGCGGCUGCAUGGAGAAGAUCGCCCCCACUGAGUUUGUGAUGCGGGCGCUGGAGUGCGUGUACCACCUGGGCUGCUUCUGCUGCUGCGUGUGUGAGCGGCAGCUACGCAAGGGCGACGAGUUUGUGCUCAAGGAGGGCCAGCUACUGUGCAAAGGUGACUACGAGAAGGAGAAGGACCUGCUCAGCUCCGUGAGCCCCGACGAGUCCGACUCCGUGAAGAGCGAGGACGAAGAUGGGGACAUGAAGCCGGCCAAGGGACAGGGCAGCCAGAGUAAGGGCAGUGGGGACGACGGGAAGGACCCGCGGAGGCCCAAACGACCCCGGACCAUCCUCACGACGCAGCAGCGAAGAGCCUUCAAGGCCUCCUUCGAGGUCUCCUCCAAGCCCUGCCGGAAGGUCCGAGAGACGCUGGCGGCAGAGACGGGCCUCAGCGUGCGUGUGGUCCAGGUCUGGUUUCAGAACCAAAGAGCAAAGAUGAAGAAGCUGGCACGGCGGCACCAGCAGCAACAGGAGCAGCAGAACUCGCAGCGGCUGGGCCAAGAGGUCCUGUCGAGUCGCAUGGAGGGCAUGAUGGCCUCCUACACGCCGCUGGCCCCGCCGCAGCAGCAGAUCGUGGCCAUGGAGCAGAGCCCCUACGGCAGCAGCGACCCCUUCCAGCAGGGCCUCACGCCGCCCCAAAUGCCAGGUGACCACAUGAACCCCUAUGGGAACGACUCCAUCUUCCACGACAUCGACAGUGAUACCUCCUUAACCAGCCUCAGCGACUGCUUCCUCGGCUCCUCGGAUGUGGGCUCCCUGCAGGCCCGCGUGGGGAACCCCAUCGACAGGCUCUACUCCAUGCAGAGUUCCUACUUCGCCUCCUGAGAGCCAGCUGGGCCGCACGGACGCUUGGGCAAGGGCCCUGGGGUGGGACUGCAGGCCGCAGAGGCUGCCCUGCCACCCGCACAGACUCUACAGACAGCCAUACGGUGCCCUCCCCUCGGCCAACUGGGCCUGGCUAAAGUGCCCACUGGGCACAGCCAGACAGGCAGACGGGCACAGCCUGGGCAGGGGCUGUGUCCUGCCCACAGAGACUGUCACCCCCAGGGACCCAGAGCUCUCGGACAGCCACUCAUCUCCCAGCCCCACCUCGGCCUCCAUCACCUCCUUCCCCCUCCCCAUCUCUUUUAUGGGAAGCUUAAAUUCUCUCUAUUUUUUUAAAUGUCCUCUCUCUGUCCAGGCCACCUCCAUGGCAUGGGCCUAGGUCGAGGCAGGGCCCCCGUGCAUGCCCCCAGACAAUGGUGGGUGUGAGAUGUGUGUGUACCUGUGCCCUGCACUGUGCCCACCUCCCCCGCCUCUGAGGGCAGGCCCGCCAGCCUAGGAUCACCCCUUCCAGCUGGAGCCUGGAGAAGAAGUAGGGAAGAGCCUGGCAGGUGGGCCAAGCCCACCACAGCUCUGCCCUGAGGGGCAAUCCUGGCGGGACCAGGGACGGGUAGGUUGAGCCCAGGCUGACUCAAAGGGAUGGAGACAUACAUGCAAACGCACACACUUAAAGGCACACCCAUGCGGAAACGCACAAAGAUUCAUAGAUGUGCUGAAAGAGACAGACAGGCCUCUGCGGGUCAGCCCCGCCCUGCCCUGUUAGGAAGCGGGAAGCAGCCAGACAGGGGCAGGGAGCUCCUCUGAUAGCAAUAGGAGGGGAGGAAGGAAGUGAGGAGGAUAAG
Lagenorhynchus albirostris (white-beaked dolphin) is the source of this 2079-nucleotide messenger RNA. It is a transcript of the gene LMX1B, whose product is annotated as LIM homeobox transcription factor 1 beta. Gene Ontology annotation, molecular function: RNA polymerase II transcription regulatory region sequence-specific DNA binding; DNA-binding transcription factor activity, RNA polymerase II-specific. The transcript has 8 exons. Bases 32 to 1240 code for a protein of 402 amino acids. Gene Ontology annotation, cellular component: nucleus. Lineage: Eukaryota; Metazoa; Chordata; Mammalia; Artiodactyla; Delphinidae. Gene Ontology annotation, biological process: neuron differentiation; regulation of transcription by RNA polymerase II. The record is from RefSeq and is a predicted model, not a curated record.